GCCACUCUUGGCUAUAUUUUGAGUAUUAGAAUGAAGCUAUUUCACAAAUAUAACGAUAGGAAAUAUUUUUACUGUUAACGUUAACCUAACAAAUCAGUUGCAAAUAGAUCUAUCCGCAACAGACAUAUUUUGUAGAAAAAUAUGUUCUGCAUAAAUAACCUCUCCCUUGUUUAGAUUUCUUACAGGAAGUUGCAUGUGAAUGUUGAUGAGAGCUUCCAAUCAUUCAAUGUUUAAUAGCUUAGGUAUUUAUCAAAAUGGAAAGACAACUUGUCCAACAAGGAGCUGAAGCUAGGCUCUAUAGCAGCUCGUUUUAUGGACAACCUUGUAUGGUUAAGGAGCGAUUUUCGAAGUCUUACCGACACCCAACUCUAGAUAAAUCUCUGACUUCUCAGAGAAUUAAAGGCGAAGUUCGGGCAAUGUUGCGAUGUAGAACACAUGGCAUCCCCACACCGACCGUGUACAUGGUGGACCAGGAGGCUAACAGCAUCUACAUGGAGCUGAUAGAGGAUUCCAUGACCGUCCGGAAACACAUUGCAGACACCCAGCAACAGUACCCUGAUGAUGCUGUGGAGAGACUGCAACCAUUAGCUGCUGAGAUAGGCAAACUACUUGGGAAAAUGCACAGCAAUAACAUUGUCCAUGGAGACCUGACAACAUCAAACAUGCUGUUGAAGGGCAUGCUUGAAGAUAGACGUGUCAUACUUAUUGACUUUGGUCUCAGUCAUUUUGAAAAUGUUUCUGAAGAUAAAGGUGUUGAUCUGUACGUGCUAGAGAGAGCCUUACUGAGCACACAUCCAGGCACUGAAGACUUGUUUGACACUGUCUUAAAAUACUAUUCACAGACAAAUACAAAGGAGGCUGUUGAAGUCAUGAAAAAGUUGGAAGAAGUUCGAAUGAGAGGCCGAAAGCGUACCAUGGUUGGAUGAAUCUAAAGUUAUGUUUUGUCAGCACAGUUCUUGCAUUUUUUCUGAAGAACUUGUCUGUAUAAAUUUACAUAACAAA
Molecule: messenger RNA, 1002 nt
Organism: Haliotis rubra (blacklip abalone)
Lineage: Eukaryota; Metazoa; Mollusca; Gastropoda; Lepetellida; Haliotidae
Product: EKC/KEOPS complex subunit TP53RK-like
Exons: 2
Coding region: 255-926 (223 amino acids)
Biological process (GO): protein phosphorylation
Cellular component (GO): cytosol; EKC/KEOPS complex; nucleus
Molecular function (GO): ATP binding; protein serine/threonine kinase activity
Source: RefSeq, a predicted model, not a curated record